This is a messenger RNA of Adineta ricciae, 2178 nucleotides long. Lineage: Eukaryota; Metazoa; Rotifera; Eurotatoria; Adinetida; Adinetidae. The record is from the annotation of a GenBank genome assembly.
AUGAAUGAAUUCGAGAGUGACGUUCAAAACUCACUCGCCCAAUUACGAUCGAUCGUCAACAGUGUUUUCACUUUUACCAAUUCGAAUCAAUGCAUCCAAUUUCUCCAAACUAUCAAAGAUGAAAACAUUUUCCUGAUAAUUUCCGGCGAUAUCGACGAUCAGAUUUUGUCUCGUGUUCAUGAUAUCAGUCAACUUGACUCCAUUUAUAUUUUCCAGUCAAAUCAACAACGAAUUGCAGAUUGGCUGAAAAUCAAGGGUGUAUUUACGGAAAUAACAUCGUUAUGUGACGCAUUGAAACAGGCUGUACAUCAGUGCGAUAAAGAUGUGAUCGCGAUGAGUUUCGUCCAGACAAGUCAGCCGUCAAAUUCGAUCAGCCAAGAUCGAGUUCUUGAUCCAAUGUUCAUGUACAGUCAACUAUUGAAAGAAGCUCUUCUCGAAAUCGAUUUUGAUCAACAAUCAAUCCGAGACUUAGCUGAAUUUUGUCGUGAACUGUUUCGUGACAAUCCAAAAGAAUUGAAAAGAAUCAAUGAAUUUGAAAGAGAUUACCACUUACACACACCGAUCUGGUGGUACACGUAUGACUUCUGUCUUCAUCGUAUGUUAAAUCAUGCGUUACGUGUGUUUGAAAUGGAUAUUAUUCUGAAGAUGGGCUUCUUUCUUGCUGAUCUUCAUCGACAAAUUCUUCAAUUGCAUCGGAAACAAUCGUCAAGUUAUUCGUCGGUAUUUACUGUUUAUCGUGGUCAAGGUUUAUCACAAGAUGAAUUCAACAAACUCAAUCAAGUCAAAGGCGGAUUUCUUGCUUUCAACAAUUUCUUAUCAACAAGUAAAGGUCGUUCGGUGUCAUUGAAAUUUGCUCGUCAAGCUUUACAAAAAGUGAAUUCUGUCGGUCUUCUCUUUCACAUCACUAUUGAUCCAACGAAUUCUUCAACACCAUUUGCACUUUUGGAUAGCGUUAGUUAUUAUAAAGACGUAGAACAAGAAAUACUCUUUUCAAUGCACACUGUCUUUCGUAUUGGUGAUGUUCAAUCAAUUGAAAAUGGCAAUCAACGUCUUUGGCAAGUUAAUCUUACGUUGACGAAUGAUCAGGAUCCGAAACUGUUUGCACUAACGGAGAGUAUGCGCGAUGCAACGAGCGGCGCGGUCGGAUGGUAUCGAUUAGGUCAACUGUUGCUCGCAGUCAAUGCUCUUGAUAAAGCAGAAAAUCUGUAUCGGACAUUAAUUGAACGACCUGGAAUUGAUAAUCAUCAACGCGGACAUAUUUAUCACAUGAUUGGAAUGAUUAGAAAUAAUCAAGGUGAUUAUGCAAAAGCAGUUUCGUUUUUCGAAAAAUCACUGCAAAUUCAAGAACGAAUAUAUCCAAGAAAUGAUUUGAAUUUGGCGUCGACAUAUAACAAUAUCGGUUCUGUUUAUGAUCAGUUACAUGAAUAUCCCAGAGCACUCGCAUUUCAAGAAAAAGCAUUAGCUAUCCGAGAACGACUAUUGCCUGCAAAUCAUCCGGAUUUAGCCACUUCCUUCGAUAAUAUCGGCCGAGUUUAUUCGAAAAUGGGUGAUUAUGCUAAAGCACUGACGUUCUAUGAAAAAGAUUUAGAUAUCAGUCAACAAUCACUUCCUUCCAAUCAUCCGGAUUUAGCUACUUCCUACAAUAAUGUUGCUCUAGUGCACAACAGAAUGGGUGACCACACAAAAGCGCUUUCUUUCUAUGAAAAAGCGCUAGAAAUCAGUCAACAAUCACUUCCUCCCAAUCAUCCGGAUUUAGCUUCGACGUAUAACAACAUCGCCGCAGUAUAUUACCAAAUCGAAGAAUUUGCCAAAGCACGAUCAUUCUACGAACGUGCAUUGGAUAUCAGCAGACGAUCACUCUUGCCACAUCAUCCUAAUUUAGCUAUCUCAUACGACAAUAUUGGUCUUGUAUAUUUUCAAUUAGGUGACUGUUUGAAAAGUCUUUCAUCUUAUGAAAAAGCGUUGGAAAUCAAACAAAAAGCACGUCCUACCAAUCAACCUGAUGUGGCUACAUCCAAUUAUCUAAUUGGUAAUGUUUACGAUAAAAUGGGUAAUUAUACCAAAGCUGUUGUAUUCUAUGAGCGAGCUCUAUCGAUCGUCCAAUCUUCUUCGCCCUCGAACGAAAUGACUAUUCAAUUAUAUAGACACAAUCUAGAACGUGUGAAAAACAAACUAUAA